Molecule: messenger RNA, 3122 nt
Organism: Gigantopelta aegis
Lineage: Eukaryota; Metazoa; Mollusca; Gastropoda; Neomphalida; Peltospiridae
Product: golgin IMH1-like
Exons: 4
Coding region: 223-1551 (442 amino acids)
Source: RefSeq, a predicted model, not a curated record
CUUUCUUGGGUUAACCACUGGUUAUUUAUUGCGUGUUGUGUUUAUUUGAACUUUCGGUGGGUACAGCCGUGUUGUGAAGAGGACGAGCAAAAUAGAAAGAAUAUUAUUGCAUGUACGUGUGCUUGUACUAGUGCCAGAGACAGGAUGGACCUAUAUUGGACUGUCACAGAGAGAAAAGCAUGUUGAUAUUGAGGUUCUAAAGCGGCGGCCAGAUUAAAUAAAAUGUCUCAAAGCAAGACACUGCUGAAGACACCGGUCUUGAAAGUGGAAGGAACCGGCAUCACUCCACGUAAUGAAGACUUGGAUAUAAUGACAACCACAUCGUCCAGACCGUCUUCAGGGUCCAUCCAUUCAGACGAGUCAAAGAGCGUGUUUUCUGGAGAUGCCUACAACGUCGUACAAAGUGUUAUAUCCAUGAAUAGGGCACUAGAAGGUCAAAUCGACGCCCUUCGUUUAAGACUCGACAUUGAGGACAAACAUCACACAUCUGAGAAAGAGAAGAUACGACAAGAAAAAGAACAAGAGAUUGGGACGAAGGAGCAACAGAUUGAAGAACUGAGAGACUCGAUGACAAAUCGCGAUGAACGAAUAUCUCUUCUGGUUAAAGCUGGGAAUGAAAAAGAUAAUGUCAUUCAGGAGAAAAUAAACGAGUUAAAUGAACUGAAGAAGCUGGUCGGUCAAUCGGAGGACUAUGCCAAUAAUCUGAAAAAACAAGUGAGAAAACUGCGUGAAGAACGGAAACACUUAGAGUCGGACACGCUGUACAAGGAGCAAAAUGCAGAAAUAAAUAAUCUCAAGCAGCAGAUUAAAGUUCUUAAACAUACAAUAGUUGCAAUGGAAGACGAACUAAAACGAGCAAAACACAUUAUUGACCAGCAAAACGUGAAGAUAAUGGAAAUCGAGGGUUUUCAAAAGGGUAUGCAGAAGAAGUUUAAGGAGGAACUAGAUAAAGCAACCAAAGCAAUGAGACAAGAAGUGGAACGAAUGAGGGAAGUUAUGAACCAGAACUACGAAGAGAUGAAAACCAUGCGAGAACAAAAUAAAGAAAUGUCAAAUGAUGUCAAAGACAUUAAACAGCUACUGAUGCAUGGGAAUGCUCUUGUAGAAGUUCCUUCCCAACUAACGCGACAAUAUUCACACAUUCCACACAGGCCUAAUAGCCAGCUGAACAUCCACCAAAUGAUAGUUCCAAACACCGCAAGGACACCCAACAAUCCAAAGACAAUAGUGACUGCGGCUAGACGCAGUGUGGAUCAGAUUUCCAUAAACAUGAACAGUCGAGCAAGACAAGCUAGUCCUGGUCCUAACAGAGCUAGUCCUGGACCUAACAGAGCUACCCUCUCACGGGCUGGAUUCCGAGCUCCUAUCGGCGGGACUGCUAAAUCAGCAGGAGUAAAGGCACAUGGCAACCACCAAACAAACUUUCCUGCAUUGCCAUCUGACACUAAAGAUAAAAAAGAAUGGAUACCAGGUUGGCAAAGUGACUCUCGCGAAAUGGGAAAAGUGAAGUCUUCAACUAAUGUUUUGUGUCCUAAAACCAAUAAAAGAUGAUUGGUUCAGUAUUGUUCAGUGAUAAGAACUGAUGACGUUAUCACAGUGUAAAGUUAUCCGCUGGGAACAAUUCUGUUUUACCAAAUAACAAGUAGAUUACUUGUUUUUCACCACAAAGACAAAACAUUCGUGGUUAUAUUAAUCUAUUUCAAUCCAAUGGUCUGAAACCACCUCGCUGUUACGACGACAACUAGAAAGAUCCAAAUGUGCUUUUGUUAUAUUUUAAAUUAUAAAAUUUAUUUGUUCAUCACAAAGACAACAAAUCGUGGUUAAAUUAUUAUAUCUUAUUGCAAACGUCUGAAACCACUCCGCUGUUACAAAAAUGACAAAUGUGCUUUUAUGUUAUAUUUUAAAAUAUAUACCAUUAUUUUAUAUUAAAAUGUUUCAGUCAUUUAUUCAUGGAUUCGUUGUCAUACAUUGGCAGCUGCAGUGAAAUCUGCUCGACUAAUUCCUUACGAUCGAUAAUACAUGUUCAUGGAUUCAUUCUUAUGAUUGACAAGAAGGCCACAACAGCCGAACGACGUGGUUGAAACGCGUGGUGUCAAUGUUUUAAGUGAUGUAAUAACUAUAUAUGUAUGCUCAGACAAAUCAGUCUUCCUUUACAAUGUCUCUACCGUGCAACAAUGUCUUCGACCAUGGCAAGACAAUGUUAUGCACUACACAACUAGCUUUAAAACUGUGUGGAAUACAACGGUUACGUUACCGCCAGGAGGAUACAAACAGCAAGAAACGACAAGAAUGUAAUUGUUAACCGACUUCCAUUAAACAUAGUGCAACAAUGUUAUGUGUUUCUCUGAACUAUAAGUAUAACCAUUUCAACCAAGUGACAGUAAUGACCACGGUGUUACCGUCUGUAUCAAAUUCGUGUAUUUCACAAUGCAAAGCUUACAGUGCUGUCUUCUGGAUUAAACCAAUCAUGUCACAUGCCACAGUGGAAUGAAUAAGUCUCAAGUGGGUGACCAGUUAUAUCAACCAUUGCAAUCACUGACCACAAACCAAAUACACGUUAAUCAUAUACAGAGAUUAUAUUACUGUACACUGAAGCAAUUAAGAGCAUAUAAGGACAUCGUAGCCAUAUCUAAUCAGUGGCGUAGCUAGGAUUUCAUAUUGUGGAGAAUAAUUGCCCUGAAGUACAAAAAUAAGUAAAUAUAUGUCUUUUAAGUUUGAAAGUGCCCUUUUUACCUAGUUGUAGAAGAUAUUAUUUUUCUUACCCCCACCCCCCAUUACUUCAUGCUAGAAUUUAGGUGCUGAUUGAACCUAGGUAUUAGCUGAGGCUGAAUCUUAACAGUUUGUUAAAACAUGUUUGAAAUUAUAAUUUUAAUUUAAGUUUUUUUGUGGGUUUUUACUUUUUUGGUCAAUAAUUCCAGUUUGGUUUGCUGUAAAGAGAAAAGGAAAAAUGCUUUGAGAAUAAUGAACAAUGUGAUGUAUGUACUUAAGUUCUGUUUUAUGUGCAAUUUGUACAAAUAUUAGUGACUCGGAAUAUAAAUAAAACAGAAAAAUCACCUAUAGUGACAAAUGUCUUCUGCUCACAGAGUAUGAUAUAAUAAAAAAAAAAAAAAAAAAAAAAAAAA